This is a messenger RNA of Gossypium arboreum, 1625 nucleotides long. RefSeq names its product serine/threonine-protein kinase RIPK-like. The record is from RefSeq and is a predicted model, not a curated record. Lineage: Eukaryota; Viridiplantae; Streptophyta; Magnoliopsida; Malvales; Malvaceae. The transcript has 4 exons. Bases 197 to 1522 code for a protein of 441 amino acids. Gene Ontology annotation, molecular function: protein kinase activity; ATP binding. Gene Ontology annotation, biological process: protein phosphorylation.
UGUAUACAUGAAGCAUAUAAUUACUUUUUUUUCCAUCUAAAUUUUAAAUACAUUCGGAUUUGAGAAGUGGUAGGUAAGUGAAUGAAUUACUAUAAAAAUCUCUAAAGCCUUCACAAAAAUCCAUAGACCCUGGCAGAAAUUUUCCAUUUUCUUUGUAUUUUCUUGCAUAUUGCAAAAGCAAACAAUUCAUUCAAACAUGACAGUGAAGAAGAUUACAUGGAAAUCUCUCAUGUUAAGCUGUUACAAUAGCAAGGACAUCAUCUCUCCAUCUGAUUCAGGGGAGAAGGAUUCGAAACCAUGUCAAUUCCAAAGACUAUCAAUGUCCGACGUAAGUGAUCGCAGCUCGCCACUCUCUGUCGACGAUCUCUCGACCUCUCUACUCGGCUCAAAUCUUCAUGUGUUUACCUUUGCGGAGCUAAGACUAAUAACCCAUUAUUUCGCACGCUGUAAUCUGCUCGGUGAAGGAGGGUUCGGACCGGUUUACAAAGGUUUCAUUGAUGACAAGCUUAGGCCUGGAUUGAAGGCUCAGCCGGUUGCUGUCAAGGCACUGGACUUGUAUGGCUUGCAGGGUCAUAGGGAGUGGCUGGCUGAAAUAAUCUUUCUUGGUCAACUACGGCAUCCUCAUCUGGUUAAGUUGAUUGGAUAUUGUUAUGAAGAAGAUAACAGAGUUUUAGUGUAUGAAUAUAUGCCAAGAGGAAGCUUAGAAAAUCAACUCUUUAGAAGUAUGUUGUUUUAUUUCAUAGAGUGUGUAUGUACAUGUAUAUAUAGAUCACUGAAUUUAUAUAGGCCAACUUUUACAGGGUAUUCAGCUCCCUUACCAUGGUCUGCUAGGAUGAAAAUUGCCUUGGCAGCAGCAAAGGGCCUGGCUUUCCUACAUGAAGCUGAUAAACCAGUAAUAUUUCGGGACUUUAAAUCUUCAAACAUCUUGUUAGACUCUGAUUACAAUUGCAAACUAUCGGAUUUCGGGUUAGCAAAGGAUGGUCCAGAAGGCGAACAGACUCAUGUAACGACCCGAGUUAUGGGCACACAAGGAUAUGCAGCUCCAGAGUAUAUCAUGACUGGUCAUUUGACAACAAUGAGUGAUGUGUACAGCUUUGGAGUGGUUCUCUUAGAGUUACUAACAGGGAAACGAUCUGUGGACAAUAGCCGGCCCGGUCGAGAGCAGAGCCUUGUGGAAUGGGCAAGGCCAUUAUUAAGGGACCCUAAGAAGCUUGAUAAGCUAAUAGAUGCUAGACUUGAGAGACAAUUUUCCAACAAGGGGGCUCAAAAGGUGGCUGCGUUGGCAUACAAAUGCUUGAGCCACCAACCAAAGCCAAGGCCUAGCAUGGGCGAUGUGGUCAAGAUCCUGGACUCUGUUCAGGGGUUUGAGGAUGAAUUUGUUGGACCUUUUGUUUAUGUGGUGCCAAAUGAAACCGAUGGUGACAAGGAGCUGUUUACGACCAAGGAUUGCGGUGUAGAAAAACACGAACUACAUCGUUGUGGUUGGCGAAAUGAUCAAAUUGCCUCUUUCUUUGGUAGCUAAUGCUGAAUCUCCAUGUGGCAUAAGCAUUUGAGAAUUGCAGAUAUAUGUGGUCGAAUUUAUGUGGUGCGAAAUGAAAAACAAAGGUAGAAAUUUCGACUGGAAA